Molecule: messenger RNA, 1413 nt
Organism: Sphenostylis stenocarpa
Lineage: Eukaryota; Viridiplantae; Streptophyta; Magnoliopsida; Fabales; Fabaceae
Source: the annotation of a GenBank genome assembly
AUGGAACUUGCAAGCAACAACAGUAAUCAAUCAAUCACCUCCACCACCACUCCUUCAAAGAAAAUCUCAAAAAACACAGAGAAUUUGAACCCUAAUGUGCCUCAUCGAAGCCCUUCUUCAAAGUCCCCUGCUUUGAGACCUUCCAAACCGAACAACACCAACCCAGUUGCGCAAUCGCCGCAUAACAGGAUCCGGCAGAGGAAGUUUGUGGUGGCCAAGAAAAAAAAGCAAAAGGAUUCUCGAAACGAUGCCGUUUCAUGCAAAUGCAAACACAACGGUGGCGCCAAGUGUCUUUGCGUGGCGUACCAAACCCUGAGGGCUUCUCAGGAAGAGUUUUUCCUCAAAGAGAGGAAGGGUUAUGAUGAGGAGGAAGAAGAAGAAGAAGAAGAAGAAGAAGAAGAAGAGGCAAAAGAUGAGAAGGGUUAUGAUUUUGCCGAGGGAACAAAAAGUGAGACUGUUGAAGGUGAAGAAAUUGGUGAUCAAAAAGAAGAAGGAGGUUCUAAUGUGAAACGAAGGAGAGAGAGGGACAGGUUGUUGGAAGAGGCGAGGAACAGUAUUCCUGAAAAUGGUUUUGGGAAGGUUUUGCAUUUGGUGAAGGCGUUUGAGAAGCUUCUCACUAUACCGAAAAGUUCAAAGGAAAAAGAUCAGACGGAGGAUCAGGAUCGGGUCCAGGAUCUUACAGAGAAAGGGGAUAAGAACAGGGUGAUGAAAUGGGCAUUACCUGGAUUACAAUCUGAACAACAACAUAAGGCACUUGAAGCCACCGAUGAAGCUUCUGGUUCUGGUUCUUCUUCUUCUUCAUUUUGUUAUACUUCUGAUUUGGUUUUGACAUCUGAGAACCUUGGCUUGGAUCAGGGGACAUCAGUUUCUUCGUCUUGGGACAGUAGCCGUGCAAGUGUGUCCAGUAGGACUUCUGGGGGUAGAAGGAGCAGGAGAAAUAGCUCAGGGUCAUCGGGGAAUUUUGGAGGGAAGAGGUGGAAGAGGAAAGAGAAAUUAAGAGUCACUAGGCAAAAACCAUUUAUGUUAAGGACUGAGCAAAGGGGAAAAUUGAAAGAGGAAGAAUUUAUGAAGAAAGUACAAGAGAUGACGGCUGAAGAAGAAAAGAUGAGGAUACCAAUUGCACAAGGUCUUCCAUGGACAACAGAUGAACCUGAGUGCUUGUUAAAACCUACAGUUAAAGAAAGCACAAAGCCUAUUGAUCUAAAGCUUCAUAGUGAUAUUCGGGCAGUUGAUCGUGCUGAAUUUGACCAACAGGUGGCAGAAAAAAUGAACUUCAUAGAACAACUCAAGUUGGAAAGGGAAAGACAACAAAAGUUGGCAGAAGAGGAAGAGAUCAAAAGGUUGAGGAAAGAACUCAUUCCAAAAGCUCAACCAAUGCCGUACUUUGAUAGACCUUUUGUCCCAAGGAGGUAA